CUCCCCUUCCUGAUGCUCCUGGAACCCAUUUGGGGGACUCUGGGGUCUUCACUUUCUCCUGCUGGUUGGGUUUGGGGGUUCCCUAUCCCCCUGGGACCGGUGGUGACUUUGGGGACCCCCCUGUGCCCCCUCCCCAGCGAGAGUCGUCGCGGCGCCUGGCGGAGACGCGGGCGCUGCUCCAGCGCAGCCGCGCGGCCGCCGAGGAGGCGCGGAGGAAAGAGAGCCUGCACGCCCAGCUGGUGGCCGAGCUGGAGGCGCUGCCCCGCGAGGUCUCGCGCGCCGUUUACACCCAGCGCAUCCUGGAGAUCGUGGGCAACAUCCGCAAGCAGAAGGAGGAGAUCGGCAAGAUCCUGGAGGACACGAGGGCGCUGCAGAAGGAGAUCAACGCCCUGGUGGGGAAACUGGAGAGGACCUUCAGCGUCACCGACGAGCUGCUCUUCAAGGUGGGGGGCUGGGGGCGCCCCGAAAUGGGGGUGGCACCCCAAAAUGGGGGGGCACGCUGGGAUUUUGGGGGCUGGGGGAGAGGUGGGUUCAGUGGCAUCCCCUGAAUGGGGUGUGCCCAAAGGGAUGAGGUGCUGGGAGCCCCCCAAAGUGUCACAUGUGCCCUACAACUGUCCCUGUGCUGCUCCAAAAUGUCACAUGUGCCCCCCAAAAUGUCACAUGUGCCCCCCAAA
Pyrgilauda ruficollis (rufous-necked snowfinch) is the source of this 674-nucleotide messenger RNA. It is a transcript of the gene CCDC22, whose product is annotated as coiled-coil domain containing 22. The transcript has 3 exons. The record is from RefSeq and is a predicted model, not a curated record. The annotation marks the transcript as partial. Lineage: Eukaryota; Metazoa; Chordata; Aves; Passeriformes; Passeridae. Gene Ontology annotation, biological process: positive regulation of ubiquitin-dependent protein catabolic process. Gene Ontology annotation, molecular function: cullin family protein binding.